AUGGACUUCUACCUCAGGUGCAACUCGCUUAAAUGUCGCACUCAACUGAAGGAGAGAGCAGUGGUGACGACCUGCUCCCAUAUCUUCUGUCUUCCCUGCGCAGAUAGCCUGGGUCUGUCGCAUCCCACUGCAGGCCACCGUCGCUGUCCUGCCUGCCAGACUGUUCUCCUCAACCCAGACGAUGCCGUGUCCACCGUCCUAAACCCGACAGAGGAUUACAAGACCAGCGUGUUGAGCGGGCUGGACCCAGGCACCAUCGUCGAAUGUGCUGGUCGUGCACUGGGGUUCUGGUCAUAUCAGACCACACAGGAAAUAUUCUACCAGGAAUUCCUCGGCAAGGCCCUGACCGAAAAGUACUCCAGUCUCAGCACGCAGAUGGACAAGGUCAUCCACAACGCCAACACCGAGAUAUCCUCUCUGCAAAGCAAAUUCGCCGGUCAGCAGCACUGCCCCCAGCCCACUGAAGUCACACUGACCCCUCGGCCAGACAUGCAAGCAAGGCAAGACGAACUGCACAAAAAGAACCAAGAGCUAGCCGAGCUCUACCGCGAGAAAUCCAAGAAGCUAUCCCAGAUGACAAACCUAUACAAUCUGCUGAAGGCACGCGCAAUGCACUCCCAAAUGCAGACCGCCGCGUCCUCCAGCGUCUCGCAGACCCUGCACUCGCUGGACAGGUCCUCACGAAGCGGGCCCCCUCCCGUCGCACCCGGUCCUCCGCCGAUGCCGACAGUCUCAUCCUCCAUCCCGCACCGCUCACUGACCCCCGCGUAUCCCGUCACGACCGACGGCGUGGAGCAGCUGCACCGAUACCAGCGCAGCGGGACGGGCAGUUCCAAGCGAGUGCGAACGAAAGAUGUUGAUGCCGUUGCUGUGGCCAUGCCACCGCCAACGGGUCGCUUGCCGUGGAAUACCCGGAAUCGUCAUCGCUCGCCUGAGAAAGUGGCCAGUUCGGCGAAACCGCAGCACCGCACUCGGCUGCCUGGCCCGUCCCGGCCGCCGACAGCGCUGUCGCAGUUUCCGGGUGGAGAGGCGAUCCUCGAGCGAUUUGGCGGUUAG
Messenger RNA from Penicillium riverlandense, 1056 nucleotides. RefSeq lists its product as uncharacterized. Gene Ontology annotation, molecular function: ubiquitin protein ligase activity. The record is from RefSeq and is a predicted model, not a curated record. The coding region runs from base 1 to 1056 and encodes 351 amino acids. Lineage: Eukaryota; Fungi; Ascomycota; Eurotiomycetes; Eurotiales; Aspergillaceae. The transcript has 3 exons. Gene Ontology annotation, cellular component: synaptonemal complex. Gene Ontology annotation, biological process: reciprocal meiotic recombination.